Molecule: messenger RNA, 806 nt
Organism: Pecten maximus
Lineage: Eukaryota; Metazoa; Mollusca; Bivalvia; Pectinida; Pectinidae
Product: cell wall protein DAN4-like
Exons: 4
Coding region: 36-806 (256 amino acids)
Source: RefSeq, a predicted model, not a curated record
CGUCAAAACGUUUUGACGCUCCUAUACCUCCAGGGAUGGUCAAUAUGUUUCUACCAUUAUGGGUUGCUAUUUUACUGUUAAGCAGUUUCGGUGCAGCUGUGCAGAACCGACAAAAGGCAACAGAACUGAAUCAGAUAGUGGAACAAAUUUACCGUGCGAAGAUCUUACGAGACUACUACGUGUGGAAGGAUCUUGCAAUCAUACAGGAAACUCAUUGUGAAACUAGAUUUAAUCAAACUAAGGAUUCGUGUCACACCUGUAAAGCAAGGCAGACUAACAAACACCAUCUAGGGGAUAAUGUCGUCACGGCUCUAAAAAACAUAUCUAAUGGUAGAAAUCAAUCACAGACCAUCACUGGAGAUAACCUAUCAACCAUGAGAAGUAACCCACCAGCAACCACAAGUACUAGUGACCCACCAACAACCACAAGUAUUACUGACCCACCAACAACCACAAGUACUACUGACCCACCAACAACCACAAGUACUACUGACCCACCAACAACCACAAGUAUUACUGACCCACCAACAACCACAAGUACUACUGACCCACCAACAACCACAAGUACUACUGACCCGCCAACAACCACAAGUACUACUGACCCGCCAACAACCACAAGUACUUCUGACCCACCAACAACCACAACAACUACUGACCCACCAACGACCACAAGUACUACUGACCCACCAACAACCACAAGUACUACUGACCCACCAACAACCACAAGUACAACUGACCCACCAACAACCACAACAACUACUGACCCACCAACAACCACACCCAUCAACAACCACAACAACUACUGA